Molecule: messenger RNA, 2021 nt
Organism: Punica granatum (pomegranate)
Lineage: Eukaryota; Viridiplantae; Streptophyta; Magnoliopsida; Myrtales; Lythraceae
Source: RefSeq, a predicted model, not a curated record
CUUAUGCUUACUUCCAAAUUAUCCCAUCUAUUACGGGAGUUUUAAGUUAGAAUGGGUGUGAUAAAAAUGAUUUCAUGGGAAACUCUCCUCAGUUUCUCCGAAAUGCGGAGGAUGAUGCUCUCCUCGACCUCUCGUCAGCGCCUCUUAAGUUCCUCACCUCUUCUCUGCAAAAUCAAGAUUCUUGAUUCCACCAACCGUCAAUGGCUAUCCACGACAGCAACCCAUCCGAACCCUGCAGCGAACGCUACAGUCGGCAACGCUCUGACCCCAAAAUCUGUCUCCGACACGCUCGCGUGUUACAGCAACGAGUGGAAGCGGGCCUUCGAGUUCUUCAACUGGGUCGAGACGGAGCAGUCCUUCGCCCACACCACCGACACCUUCAACAGCAUGAUCGACAUCCUCGGCAAGUUCUUCGAGUUCGACCUCUGCUGGUUCCUCAUCGACCGGAUGAGAAGGUGCCCCGCCUCGUUCCCCAACCACGCCACCUUCCGGACCAUGUUCGACCGCUACGCGUCCGCCCAUCUAGUGGACGACGCCAUGAGCACUUACCGUAAGCUUGGGGAAUUCAAUUUGAGGAACGCUGUGUCGUAUUACAACCUCGUCGACGCUUUGUGCGACCACCGCCAUGUGGUGGAGGCCGUCGAGUUUUGCUUCGGGGAUGGGCGGGGCGUGAACCUUGAUACCGGUUUCGCGGUCGAUGAGACGAAGAUUCACAAUUUGAUUCUCCGGGGUUGGUAUAAGAUUGGUUGGUGGAGAAAGUGCAGGGAGUUCUGGGAAGAGAUGGACCGGAAGGGUGUCCGAAAGGACCUGCAUUCGUACUCGAUUUACAUGGAUAUCGUCUGCAAGAGCGGGAAGCCGUGGAAGGCCGUGAAGCUGUACAAGGAGAUGAAGAGGAAAGGGGUUAAGCUCGAUGUCGUGGCUUACAACACUGUCGUUCGUGCCAUCGGCCUCUCGGAGGGCGUCGACUUCUCGAUCCGAUUGGUUCGCGAGAUGAGGGAAGCGGGAUGCGAACCCACCAUUGUGACGUACAAUACCCUCAUCAAGCUUCUGUGCGAGAAUGGCCGGUUCAAGGAAGUCGGUCGGGUGCUCGAUGAUAUGCGUAAGAGAGGAUGCGAGCCCAAUGUGAGGACGUUCAAUUGCUUCUUCACGACGUUAGAGAAGCCCAGGGAGGUACUGAGGCUGUUUGAUGUGAUGAUCGGGAGCGGGGUUAGUCCGAGCAUUGACACAUAUGUGAUGCUCAUGAGGAAGUUUGGGAGGUGGGGAUUUCUAAGACCGGUUCUUAUGGUGUGGGAGAAGAUGGCAGAGCUGGGAUGUAGUCCCAAUAAUGACGCAUACAAUGCUUUGAUAGAUGCUUUGGUGGAUAAAGGGAUGAUUGAAAUGGCUCUGAAGUAUGAUCAGGUGAUGUAUGAGAAAGGGCUAUCGCCGAAGCCGAGACCUGAGCUCGUCGAGAAAGUGGAUGAAGUGAGUAACUCUUAGAUGAAAAUGCUGCUAUACAUGCAGAAGAAAGCAGUGUGUUUGGGACUCUGGUCUGAAUAUGAAGCUGGAAAUGUUGCAAAAGGCCGAUCAUGUUCCAUGACAUGUUCCGGAAUCAUAUGCUGGCAGUAACAUGCUCCGUAUGCGAAUGAUCUAAAAUAUGGGUCUGCGCUUUGCUGGUUUUGUAUCUUGGAGGAUUGAAAGAUGUUCAUCCAAUAAGUUCUAUCUUGCGGAUGAAGUCGUCUGCAGAAAUUUCUGUACAUCAGAAUCCUGGCAGAACAAGAGAAGUCCCUCUAUUGUUGUUGCCAUUUCGGCUUCUUUUUUUGGAAAGUUUGGGCUCAGACGUAGGAUUAAGAGAACAUCGUUACUGUGAACACUACUUGUGUCGAAAGGGUAGGAAGACCGGGGAGAGCCACCCGAAACUAUCAAUAGGAACUUGAUGUAGUAUCACAACAUUAGCAAUGACAAAUAACCAAAUUAUUGUAGCUACAGAAAACGAGAAUGGUGCAUCAAAACCUGCCACUGGUGCAUGGCAUGUUUUUAUUGAA